Melospiza georgiana is the source of this 5875-nucleotide messenger RNA. It is a transcript of the gene SREK1, whose product is annotated as splicing regulatory glutamic acid and lysine rich protein 1. Gene Ontology annotation, cellular component: nucleoplasm. Gene Ontology annotation, molecular function: RNA binding. NCBI's taxonomy places the organism in Eukaryota, Metazoa, Chordata, Aves, Passeriformes, Passerellidae. Bases 2047 to 3720 code for a protein of 557 amino acids. The record is from RefSeq and is a predicted model, not a curated record. The transcript is spliced from 11 exons.
UACUUGGUUAAGUGUGUAUUGAAUUGGCUGUAUGUAAGUGCAUACUUAAAUUAGGCAUAUACUUAUGUACAGUACUGACCAAGGAUCUCCGUUAGCAUGCAGACACACCACUAUCAGAACCAUUUCUACCUUUGGAUUUAAUUGUGCCAUGUCUCUUGAUCCAUAGAAACAUGGAACAUGAAGCAUGCAUGGGUAGGUAGCUGUUUAAUUGCAAGAUGUGAACUGUUAAGGAUAAGUUCUGGUUCAUUACUCAUUUGAAAAAACUUUAAUACUUUGAUUUUCAGAACUGGUACAUAAUUCUGUGCCUAAUUUGCAUGCACAUCUGCUAUAACUCUAUAUUCAAAAGCCUGUUAGUAGGCCUACAUAUUAGGCAGGGUACACAGAGUACCUGAUACUUUUGAGCAAUCAGGCAAAUCAGGUACACCUCUCAUUGCAUGCCUGACUUCAAAAUGAGAUCUAUUAAGAGUGCUGAACAUUGUGAUGUGGUGGCUUAGAUUCAUGCAUGUUUUUUAAAAAAGUCCUGGAAGUCAUUAUUGCACAGUUAACUGCUAAGUGCUAAUAAUUUUCCUGUUUUUCUCUCUUAGUUAGCAAAAUUAAGUGGUUUCUUACCUGUUGAGUUGCAAAGUGUCUCAAAAUUUAACAUAAAUAAAAUAAAUGUAAAUAGGAAGCAUGAAAAAAAAGGCUACUGUUAUUUUAUCUGUUCUGUUCCACUCAUGCUACAUAAAAAUUAAGUUUCCUUUAGAUUUGUUUUGUCAUUCAGUCAUAUCCAGCUGUAACCCAAACUUUCCCACAGAUCUGUAGAGCAGGUUUGCAGCACUUGUUUCUUUUAAUUUUUUAAAUUAGUAUGUUUUCUGUGGUGUCAGUUGGAACUCAUAUUGCUAAACCUGCAUGGUGUUUUGAAACCUACCUUGAAUUUUCCUUUUCAAUAAGAAUAUUAAUCUUCAAAUCUUGGAUUUAGAUGUUUUGUAAAGGAAACAUCCAUCUGACAUAUUUGUUAAAACAUGCAGUUUUAAUCAAGGCAGGAAACCGCUGGCACACUUUUUCUGUAUUACUUUACUAUUAAAACAAUGUUGAAAUAAGAGCAUUUACUUAUAUUAAGAUCCAUGGGGAAGUACCAGAGGACUCAGUUGGUUAGCAUAUGUACAGUUAUGCCAUUAAUUUUGAACAGAUCGUAAAUACCAGUGUAGUUAGAACUUCCUUCACAAGUUUUUUAGCUUUGUGUUUAAUGUUUGUGCCAGUUUUAGUCCCUUUGCGUUUCAAAUUUAAAAUGUACAUUUAAUUGUAAUCACAAUUGUUUAACAUUUAAUGUUUUUUGUUUUGGAGAUAUUUUAGGGGAGACAUUUAAUUCAGAUUCGUUAUUACUUACUUCUGGUAUUACAGGAGGACUAUAAUCAGGUCAAAAUAGCAGGAAGUACUUAGGUUGGGAAAAGAGAGCUAGCUUAGCCUGGUCAAGCUAAAAUUAUGGUUUUCUUCAUUCUCAGUAAAUUUAGAGUUAACUUACCAGUUUCAGAUAAACUGAGGUGACUAGAAUAUGACAGUACAAAUCUUAAAUUUUUUCUACUCUUCCUUCCUCCACCUUCAACUUCACUUGUGGUGUGUAUUCUGUGCAGUCACAGUAGUUCAGUAGUUUAUUAUUUUAUGUUUUAUUUAUUUUGACAUUCUAAGCAGGUAACACCAAAGGAAUAAAGAAAAGCACAAAUUUCAGUCAGCACAUACUUUGAUUUUUUCUUUUUUCCUUUUUUUUUUUUUCUUUUUUUUUCUUUUUUUUUUGUUUUCUUUCUUUUGCUGAUUUGGUUAUUUGCCAUUUCUGGGGAUUAAACUUUAAAAAAUGUUCUUCUUUUCUGUAUCUGAUGUUCUGUGUGCUAUUAGUGAUGCAGCCAACACGAACGGUUGUCAUGUGUAAAACAACUUUCGAUCACCGCGAAAACACCGCCCUGGGAAAGCGUCCAUGCUUGAUAUCGUUUGGUUCAUGAACGUUAAGUUUCCAGUACAGGUAAAAUCCCAGAUGAAGCCAAAGCCCUGUCUCUAUUGGCGCCUGCUCCUACUAUGACAAGUCUGAUGCCCGGUGCAGGGUUGCUUCCUAUACCUACACCAACUCCCUUGACUACACUUGGUGUUUCACUUGGUACUUUAGGGGCUAUACCAGCAGCAGCAUUGGAUCCUAACAUUACGGCACUGGGAGAAAUACCACAACCACCAAUUAUGGGAAAUGUGGAUCCAUCCAAAAUUGAUGAAAUCAGGAGAACAGUCUAUGUUGGAAACUUGAAUUCUCAGACUACGACAGCAGAUCAGCUGCUUGAAUUCUUUAAGCAAGUUGGAGAAGUCAAAUUUGUGCGAAUGGCAGGUGAUGAGACACAACCAACACGAUUUGCUUUCGUGGAAUUUGCAGACCAAAAUUCUGUACCUCGAGCUCUUGCCUUUAAUGGAGUUAUGUUUGGGGAUCGGCCACUGAAGAUAAAUCACUCCAAUAAUGCAAUAGUGAAGCCACCUGAAAUGACACCACAAGCUGCUGCCAAGGAGCUAGAAGAAGUGAUGAAGAGAGUAAGGGAAGCUCAGUCUUUUAUAUCUGCUGCUAUUGAGCCAGAGUCUGGAAAGAGCAGUGAAAGAAAAGGCGGUCGAUCUCGUUCCCAUUCUCGUUCAGAAUCCAGGUCUAGCUCAAAAUCCCGAUCUAGAAGGAAAAGAUCACACUCAAAACACAGAAGUAGAUCUGGCAAUAGAUCUCUCUCAAGACACAAGGACAGGCGCAGAUCCCGAAGUCCUCUGAAAAAACGGUCUAGAUCUACAGAAAGAAGGAAAUCAAGAAGCCGCUCUCGUUCUCGGGACAAGAAAAGAGACAAAGAAAAGAUCAAAGAAAAAGAAAAGGCCAAAGAAAAAGAGAAAGACAGAGACCGAGACAAGGAGAAGGAUAGGGAUCGAGACAAAGAUAGGGAAAGAGAGCGAGAUAAAGAGAGAAAUAGGGAGAAGGACAAGGAGAGAGAUAAAGAGCGAAGCAAAGACAGAGAGAGAGCCCGAGACAAAGACAGGGACAAGGAUAAAGAUAGGGACAAGGAAAAGGAAAAAGAUAAAGAUAAGGAAAAAGACAAGGAAGAGGUAGAUCCUAACAAAGAAAAAGAAGAUACUGAGAAAGAAGGAGAGAAGGACAGAGAGAAGAUUAAGGACAAGGAGGGAGAUAAGGACAAAGGAGGGGACAAAGAAAAGGACAGAGACAAAGAGAAAGAUGGGGAUAAGGAGAAGGAGCGAGAAAAAGAGAGAGAUGAUAAAAAGAAGAAAGAUAAGAGAUCCAGAACACCCCCGAGAAGCUAUAGCUCUUCAAGAAGAUCUCGUAGCUCCAGCAGAGAAAGGCGUAAGAGGAAGAGCAGAAGUCCCUCCAAAUCUCCUAAAACAUCAAAAACAGCAAAAAGAAAGUCUUCACGAACUCCUUCUCCAAGAAGAAACAAGAAAGAAAAAAAAAGAGAAAGAGAUACAAAUAAUGAAAGAAGAGAAAGAGAACGCUCUACUUCUAAGAAAAAAAGUAGUAAAGAAAAAGAUGGAAAGGAGAAAUCUGACAAAAGUACCACUACUUUGAAGGACAAAGAUAACAGUAACGAAGAUCAGAAUUCAGAAACUGACAAGGAAGUAGACAACAGAGAUACACAAAGGACAGAUGAAGUCAAGCUACAACAGAACGGAAAUUGUCAACCAAACGAAGAAAAUCUCUCAAUUAAAAUGGAAAAGGUUUAAAGCAAAGAAUGGACUUCUAAUUCAACUAAGGAAUGAAAUCCAAAGCAUUUUAUUUCCCAGAACGAGGAAGAAAAUGUCAAAGCAAUCAACCUGAACGUGUUGAUAGUACUAGUAGCUCCUCCAGUUCAUGUGAUAGCUUUGUUGUCUUCUUGCUGUAAAGCAACAGGGCACUGACCAGUAGUUAAUACCAUGAAAAGGCAGAUGCCAUCAGAACUAUUCAUCUCUGAAAAUCCAUGCAUUUCCAUGAUGGCUGUACUUGUAAAAUGAUUUAUGUUAAGUUUUGCUAUAAGCUGUUACAAAUAACUAGAAACUGAAAGGUGUAAACCUGUACUUCCCAAAAAAAGCUGAAGAUAUGCAUUGAAGGUUGUUUAAAAUACUGCUUGUUGAUGACUUUUGUAUUGUUUUGCCCUGUAGGUUAAAAAAUCCACAAAAACUUCAAUGUGUGCUGUUUGAUGUGCUUGAAAAUGGUGCAUAAAUAUACGCACUUCCUUUCCUUGUAAAUGACAACUGUAGGGAAAGGGGGUUUAAGCAUAAACAUGGUUUUACUGUUCUUAUGUUAAAUACUCACAGAUUAGUAUGUUUUUCAUUUGCUCACUGCUUGAGAUUCUUAGGGUUUAUUAUUUGAAAUAAUUUCUUACUAAUAUCCCUGAAAUUAAUAUUUCUUUAAAGUAUUUGAGCAAUGCAUGUGCUUUUUCUGUUCCUAGAAGGAACAUUGCCAUGUUAUAGAUAUUAGGUUAGCUUACAGGGUUAUUUUGGGGUUGUUUUCUUGUUUUCUUUGUCCGUAGAGAAGUGAGCACAUCUCUAUGAUUAUACCAGAACUUAUAGCUUUGUUUUGCAAUGUACUGCAGUGUGUCUGUUCAGCUGAAAAUAGUACAGGUGCCAUUAAGAAAAUAAAUUUUUCCUUUUUGUUGAAAAAAUAUGGGAGCACAAGCAGAAGCUUUAGUGCCUUCUUAAAAUGUGGUAUUUUCUAGAAAUGUAUAUGUGCUGUUACACAUUUUUAGUUAAAUCUUAUAUGAUCUCUCUUGCUACUUUGCCACCACCAUACUGUAGACAAAAAUGCAAGUGACUUGCCAGAAUGGUUGUUUGAUUCACUUGUUAAAAUAGUGAAGCUCCAUUUUACUUUUAUUUUUUAUUCUUAGAAGAGAUUUAUAAAUAAGAGAAAAGAUGUAAUUUGGGGACCACCACUGUACAAAAGUAGUAGCUGAAUACAAAGUGUGCUCUGAUCACCUGCAUCAAAGAAAGCUCUUAAGACAUAUAACAUACAUUUGGAUGGCCUUAAUUGUUACCUCUCUGUUAUUUUCGCUGAUACCUGUUGGGCAAUGUAAAAGGAAUGUCUUGCUAAGAAAUGGGGGAUAAAUACUUUGAGGAAGAAGGUUCUAAUUUCACAGGGCUUACAUAGUAGAUAUUCUUUUAUCAUUUUUUGUGGAGAAAGCAUGCAAGAAAAUCACAAAAGAAGUGGUUUUGUCUUGGCAAAACAUAGCUUUUGUUCUUUGAAGUAAUUUAAUUGGUUAUAUGAGAUUUCUGAUAAGUUACACUUUAAAGAUGUAAUUAUAGCUAAAAUUGCAUAGAUUAUUUUUACUACAACUUAAUGCAAUCAAAUUAUUAAUUGCCUUACCUCAUAGGAAGUGUUAUUUCAUUCAGUUAAAAUAAAAAACUAAGUGUAUUGGCUAUUUGCUUUCUACUUGUUUUACUUUUGCUCCGCAUAGUUAGUUUUUGCAGUGGAAGGGAAGCGUAUUAUAGGAAGGAAAACUUUGCCCAACUCCUAAGGUAAUGAAAUCCAUUUUGAUUGUGAAGCUGCUUAAUCACUCAUUUUCUAUAAGAUUUAAUGUUCUUGCCACUGUGUACAUUUAAGACAACAGAAAAUGCUUUACCAUGUAAAGUAUGGAACAGCCAUUUUUGUGAUGUUUAAGCCACAUGCUGUUGGCUGGUAAACAGCUAAUUCUGAUAAAAGAAUAAAAAAUCGUAUGCUUACAGGAAGACUGUGAAAGAUUGUGUCUUGCAACAACAGCUGUCUUAUUUAUGAUGUGUAAGUAGCAUAGAGCAAAGAGAUUGUUUGUAUACUUGUUAUCUUUGGUACCAUUUCACUAAUAAAGUAAGUAUUUUAGAGGGAUGUUUCUGCUGGUACAUAUUUAUUAAAGGAUUAUUUUUAGACCAU